Molecule: messenger RNA, 4751 nt
Organism: Sardina pilchardus (European sardine)
Lineage: Eukaryota; Metazoa; Chordata; Actinopteri; Clupeiformes; Clupeidae
Product: F-box/WD repeat-containing protein 7-like
Exons: 12
Coding region: 431-2800 (789 amino acids)
Molecular function (GO): protein binding
Source: RefSeq, a predicted model, not a curated record
AGUCUGUGCGAAAGGGGAAAAGACCAACGAUAAGUGAGUGGCUUUCUCCCACCGAUUCUUUGUGUUCACGCAAACAAAUAGCCGAAGAGCCUCAAUCGGGUAAUGAACAAUUUUCAACGAAAUCAUAAGAACAGACAUCAAACUUUCAAAUAGCCCGCUGAAUCUUUUAAGAGGUCUUGCAAUCGUAGCCGGCGAAGCAAGUGGGAGGACGACGUAGCGAUAGCGACUUAGCAUUUCCAGUUAAGGGGGAGGGUAGCCUCACCACUGGACUAGAUGAGUGGGAGAGCGGCAAAGUGGACAUCAAGGGCAUCUGUCCAUCUUAACAUCUGAGAACGUGUCUUCACUCGAUUUGAUAUCGAGCAGAUUUUCGAGCCUUGUGUAUGAAUGUUCUGAAUGCUCUCAGGCAAAUCAGUGGCAGGUCAGUGUGGAGAUGAAGCAGGACCUGCUGUUGCCGGGCAACACCAGCACCACUGCCAGUAGGGGGCAUCAGAGGCGGCAGCGAUCAGCAGCACCGGCGGCAACGACCACCACCACCACCACCACAACGACUAUCAUCGCCCCGCCGACCUCGCCAGGCAGCACCCCCUCUUCCUCCUCCAAUUCCUCAUCUUCCUCGGUCCGCGCCGGACUGGAAGACGGGCCCGAGGAUGAAGGCCUGCUGGAUCGAGCGGCCGCCGAAGAGGAGGAAGAGGGAGAGAGUGAGCAGGGCCACGACGAGGGAGGAGAAGAGGUGGACGAGGAGGAGGAGGAGGUGGUGGAGGACGAGGAGGAGGGGAACGAGCUGCAACAGGACGAUUUAGAGAGGGAGGGGUCGGAGGUCGGGGGUGAGAACCGCUCGAGUCACAGCGAAGAAGCGGCUGACGAGGACAAUAUCGAGGACAAUAUCGAGGACAAUGAUGGCAACAGCGGACAUUUUGCUCAGGAGUUGGAGACGGAGGGACAGUGUGGUGAGGAAGAGCACAAUGAGGAGGAGGAGGAGGAAGAGGAGCACGACUGCUACAACUCUGAGCGCUCUGAGGUCAGUUUGGGAGAGGAAGAUGACGAAGAGGAGGAGGAAGAGGGCGAAAUGACCGAGGAAGAUGAGGAAAGGACAGAUGGGAUGUCGUCACACACAGCUGAUGGCAAGACCAGCGACUGCCCGAAGGGACACCCAAGCAAACGCUCCAGCUCCAGCCUACUCCAGAUGAAGAGGAAGUUGGACCAAGGCGAGGUCCGAUCUUUCCCUUCUGGAAAGAAACCAAAGGGCUCAGACUAUUCGAGCCCCGUGGGUCUCGUUCCAUACUCGGCCUCACCCACCACAUUCGGGGACCUGCGAGCGGCCAAUGGACAGGGUCAUCAGCGGCGACGCAUCACUCUAGUCCCGCCCCCAGCUGGCAUGCAGGAUUGGCUUCGCACCUUCCAGACGUGGUCAGGUCCUGAGAGGCUGUUGGCUCUUGAUGAGUUGAUUGACAGCUGCGAGCCGUCUCAGGUGAAGCACAUGAUGCAGGUGAUCGAGCCACAGUUCCAGAGAGACUUCAUCUCACUGCUGCCCAAAGAGCUGGCUCUGUAUGUGCUGUCAUUCCUGGAGCCCCGUGCAUUAAUGCAGGCGGCUCAAACCUGCCGGUACUGGAGGAUCCUGGCCGAGGACAACCUGCUGUGGCGAGAGAAAUGCCGAGAGGACGGCAUCGACGAGCCGCUGCACGUGAAGCGACGAGGCCUGAUGAAGCCGUGCUUCAUCCACAGCCCCUGGAAGAGCGCCUACAUCCGCCAGCACCGGAUAGACACCAACUGGAGGAGAGGGGACCUGCGCUCGCCAAAGGUGUUGAAAGGUCACGACGAUCAUGUGAUCACCUGCCUGCAGUUCUGUGGGAACCGGAUAGUCAGUGGCUCAGACGACAACACCCUCAAAGUGUGGUCAGCCAUCACUGGGAAGUGUCUGCGGACGCUGGUGGGGCACACGGGCGGCGUGUGGGCGUCCCAGAUGCAGGACGGCACCAUCAUCAGCGGCUCCACCGACCGCACGCUCAAGGUGUGGAACGCCGAGACGGGCGAGUGCGUGCACACGCUCUACGGCCACACGUCCACGGUGCGCUGCAUGCACCUGCACGGCAAGAGGGUGGUGAGCGGCUCUCGGGACGCGACGCUGCGCGUGUGGGACGUGGAGUCGGGCCAGUGCCUGCACGUGCUCAUGGGCCACGUGGCGGCCGUGCGCUGCGUCCAGUACGACGGCCGGCGGGUGGUCAGCGGCGCCUACGACUUCAAUGUCAAGGUGUGGGACCCCGAGACCGAGACCUGCCUGCACACGCUGCAGGGACACACCAACCGCGUUUACUCGCUGCAGUUUGACGGCAUCCACGUGGUGAGCGGCUCCCUGGACACGUCAAUCCGCGUGUGGGACGUGGAGACGGGCAACUGCGUGCACACGCUCACCGGCCACCAGUCCCUGACCAGCGGCAUGGAGCUCAAGGACAACAUCCUGGUCUCGGGCAACGCCGACUCCACCGUCAAGAUAUGGGACAUCAAAACCGGACAGUGCCUACAGACUCUACAAGGGCCUCACAAACACCAGAGCGCCGUCACGUGCCUCCAGUUCAACAAGAGCUUCGUGGUGACCAGCUCGGACGACGGCACGGUCAAGCUGUGGGACCUGCGCACGGGCGAGUUCGUCCGCGACCUGGUGAGCCUGGAGAGCGGCGGCAGCGGCGGCGUGGUGUGGCGCAUCCGCGCCUCCAACACCAAGCUGGUGUGCGCCGUGGGCAGCCGCAACGGCACCGAGGAGACCAAGCUGCUCGUGCUGGACUUCGACGUGGACAUGAAGUGAAGCCGGGGCCCCCGUCGAGGUCAGCGCGGCCAGCCGCGACCUUAAAUGUCGGCGACGCGGCGUCCGUCGGGAGUUGAAGCUUAAGAGACAGAGUUGAACCCCUCUCCUCCACCCUCGGAAAAAAACAAAAAAAAAACAUCAUGGAGGUCAUGGGGAAAUGGAGUUUUCGUUGGCUGCUUCGAGAUCACCUCAAGGACGUGGCAGGAGGCAACAGAAUGUUCUAGAAGUCCAUUUCCGCAUCACCUCCAGUCCCCGCCCCUCUCUCCUUGGCUGUCGCCUCCCUUCGGACUGAGACCCAAUCAAAAACAAAAGGGAUGGUCGGCAAGAGCUGAAGCACUGACUUAAAACUGAUACAAAGGCCAAAAUUUCUCCAUCUCCCCCCCUACUGGUGUGGAGAUGUAAUUGCACAGAAACUCAUAGAUCUCCGAAACAGCCUGGUUCAGCAACGUGGGGAAUGUGAGUAUAAGGUACUGUAGUGAAUGUAGGCUUCUUCAAGAGACAUUUAAUGCCAAGCCAGGCUGUGGAAUGACUGCUGUACAAAAAUCUACGAGUCUACAAGAAAAAGAGCGAAAGAAAACCCCCCAACAAACAGACGUUUUGUCGCGACGUGGUAAAUAUUGUAUAAAGUAAAAACAUGCUGAAACGGAUGUAAAUUGUUUUCUAAAGAGAAUAUGAAUAUUGCUUCUUAUGGGGGUGGGGCAGGGCAUGAAAAAAACUAUAUAUGAGGCACCAGCCUUUAAAAAACUCACCUCAUCACAUUUUUCUUUUUAUUUGCCGCUGUUGUCUCUCUAUGACAUCUUGUUUUGAGGGCAUCCCAUACUGUGAAAGUUUGAUCGUUCUUACAUUGUCGACUCAUCAAAUGACAAAGAAAAGAAUCCAUGCCACAAAACCCAUCCUGUUCUACAAUACUUGCCAAGAGACUCCCGAGUUUCUCAGUGUUAACACCCCCCACCCCUGGUCUACUCCCUGGCCUCCCCACCCCUCGCCCCUUCUCUCUCUCUCUCUCUCGCUCGCUCUCUCUCUAUUUACUUGGUCAAGUUUGUGGAACUGUACUCUUAUCCUCUGUGGCCGCCAAACCCGCUGAAAUGGUCUGCUGCUACUAAGAAGACCCUCUUGUUUUUGUUUGUUUGUUUUGUUUUUUUUCUUUAUCGAUGCUGUUUUCAUGGCUGUGACGUUUUAGUCCCAGGAUGAAUAACUUCCAAAACCAGACGUUGCUGUGUUGACCUUGUCGUUUCGUUUGUGCCAUUGAUACUGAAGCCAAAUGUGCCUCUAAGAGGCUAACGGUGACUGACAGCUGGCGUGCGUGUUUGUGGCUGUUUGUUUGUUCGUUUGUUUGUUUGUUUGUUUGUUUGUUCGUUCUUGUCGGAUGAAAGCAGAAAGUGAAUGAAUUAAUGAAUGGGUGUGUGGAAGAAAAAGAGAAAAAAGAUGAAUCUUGCGCUCCGUUUCUGUCUUGUUAAAACGCAAGGAGGCUGUAAUGGCAUUGGUUACAUAACGAUGGGGAUUCUUUUCUCUUUUUUUUUUUAUUUAUUAUUGUAUAUGCCCACUGUAGUGCGGUGACUGUGUUUUGCUUUCUCUGUGUCUGAUCUUGUUAUGACUACGUGAAAGCGAGCCUUUUAGCUGAGCUGGCUGUCCAUAUUGGCCACUCUUCAUGUUAAUUGCCAUACACCAGUCAAAACUGAACUGUGACAUGUAAUUGCGCGUUGCUGUCCUACACAACCUUGUUUUCCUGUUCAUCCCUUCCCCCCUACCUCCCCUCUUCUUCUCUGGUUUAUGUUCUGGUCUGGUUUGUGAAAUCAGAUGAGUCUGGCUUGAUGUUUCAUUCAAAAGGUGGGAUUAGAGAGAGAAAAAAAAGGAUCAUCUUAUCAUUUGAUCCAUGACAUUUUUUUAAUCAUUAUUGUUAUUUUCUUAUAAAUUAUAAAGUGCAAUAAAAUGUGCGGUAUCAUUUUUCAAA